AUGGCCGCGCGGUCCCGGCGCCCCUGGCUGAGUGUCGUCCUGGGGCUGGUCUUGGGGUUCACUGUCGCCUCCUGGCUCAUCGCCCCCAAAGUGGUCGAGCUGAGCGAGAGGAAAAGGCGCGGCAGCCACGGCGGCUCCCUGAGUGGAGGCGGCGGCGGCGGCGGCGGCAGCAAUAACCUCUGUGCUUUCUAUGGCCGCGUGGCUGGUCUGCCCGGAGGAAAGAGGCAGCUGCGACCCGAGGAGCCGGCCGUGACGGCUGCCGGCUUGGGGGGCACUGGCGGUAGGCACAGGCGGUGGGAAAAGGAGCGGGAGCCCCGGCCACCCCCGCCGCCGCCCGUCGCAGAUGGGCCGGUGCCGAGUCUCCCGGUUGCAGCUGCUGGAAGAGAUCCUCAGGAAGAGGACGAGGAGGAAGAAGGCGGCGCUGGCCGCCACGGCAGCAGCCACAACGGCAGCGGGGACUACGCGGGCACCCCGGGCUGUACCAAAACCCGGCACUUCCUUUACGUCGGGGUGAUGACCGCCCAGAAGUACCUGGGCAGCCGAGCGCUCGCAGCGCAGCGGACCUGGGCGCGCUCCAUCUCCGGCCGGGUGGAGUUCUUCUGUAGCGAAGGAUCGGUCCCUCCUCCCGGCCUAAAAGGGGAGCAGCCCCUGCCGGUCGUGGCUUUACCCGGCGUGGACGAUUCGUAUCCGCCGCAGAAGAAAUCCUUCAUGAUGCUCAAGUAUAUGUACGACCACUACCUGGACACCUAUGAGUGGUUCAUGCGGGCGGACGACGAUGUCUACAUCAAAGGUGAAAAAUUGGAGGAGUUCCUUCGAUCACUGAAUAGCAGCAAACCUCUCUAUUUGGGACAGACAGGACUAGGAAAUACAGAAGAACUUGGAAAAUUGGGUCUUGAACCAGGAGAGAACUUCUGCAUGGGCGGGCCUGGGAUGAUCUUCAGUCGUGAGGUUCUCAGAAGGAUGGUGCCACAUAUAGGUGAAUGUCUUCAAGAGAUGUACACGACUCAUGAGGACGUGGAAGUGGGCAGAUGUGUUCGGCGAUUUGGUGGUACUCAGUGUGUCUGGUCAUAUGAGAUGCAACAAUUGUUCCAUGAAAACUAUGAACGCAACCGGAAGGGUUACAUACAGGAUCUUCACAACAGCAAAAUUCACACCGCAAUUACACUUCAUCCAAAUAAAAGACCAGCCUAUCAGUACAAGCUUCAUAACUACAUAUUGACCCGUAAAAUUUCAGAAUUGCGUUACCGCACCAUCCAGCUUCAUAGAGAAAGUGCUCUCAUGAGCAAACUCGGCAAUGAUGAAAUAAGCAGAGAAGAUCAGCUUCUGGGAAUGACACCAUCUUUCAGUCGUUUCCAGCCCCGUGACAGGAAUGAAGUCAUUGAAUGGGAUUUUCUGACUGGAAAGCUCCUUUAUUCAAUAGCUGAGAAUCAGCCACCUAGGCAAAACAUUAAUAACAUCCAGCGAGCAGCAUUAGAUGACACUGUAAUGCAGGUAAUGGAAAUAAUCAAUGAGAACUCUAAAUCUAGAGGAAGGCUUAUUGACUUCAAUGAAAUACAGUAUGGAUACCGCAGAGUUGACCCUCUGCACGGUGUAGAGUAUAUACUGGAUUUGCUGCUUUUGUAUAAAAGGCACAAAGGAAGAAAGGUCACUGUUCCAGUUCGAAGACAUGCUUACCUUCAACAAUUAUUUAGUAAGCCUUUUUUCAGAGAGGAAGAAGAACUGGAUGUGAGAAGUGUGAUGGAAAAUGACCAGAGUGACACACAAUCCCUCUCUUUCCUUUCUAAUUCCCUGAAGAUGAUCUCACCAUUUAAAGACACCAAAGAAUUAAGGGGAAGCAAUAACAAGAAGAUACACAUUCUUGUCCCUCUCACAGGAAGAUACAAUAUUUUCUUGAGAUUUAUGGAGAAUUUUGAAAAGACUUGCCUUGUUACAAAGGAGAACGUGUGGUUGGUGGUUAUUCUCUUUAGCCCAGAUUCUAGUCAGGAGUCCAGUAAACACAUAGAAUUGAUCAAUGCAUAUCGCAAUAAGUAUCCAACGGCAGACAUCACUGUUGUUCCAAUGGCAGGAGCUUUUUCAAGAGGUUUGGGUCUUGAAACGGCCUCCUCUCAGUUUGAUAAUGAUACAUUGCUACUAUUCUGUGAUGUUGACCUAAUAUUUACUCCUGACUUUCUUCAGCGGUGUCGAGCUAAUACCAUCCAAGGAAAACAAGUUUACUACCCUAUUAUUUUCAGCCAGUAUGACCCCAAAGUAACCUAUGGAGACCACCCUCCUGUGGACAGUUAUUUUGUUUUCACUAAGAAAACAGGGUUUUGGAGAGAUUAUGGGUUUGGUAUCACUUGCAUUUAUAAAAGUGAUCUUAUAAAUGCAGGUGGAUUUGAUACCUCAAUUCAAGGUUGGGGACUUGAGGAUGUAGACCUUUUUACUAAAGUGGUAACUUCUGGCUUGAAGGCAUUUAGAAGCCAAGAAGUUGGGGUUGUGCACGUGUUCCAUCCAGUUCAUUGUGAUCCCAGUCUAGAGUCUAAACAAUACAAGAUGUGCUUGGGAUCUAAAGCAAGUACAUUUGGCUCUGCAAUGCAAUUAGCUGAAAUAUGGCUAGAAAAGCAUUUAGGUCUUAGGUAUAAUCAUACUUUCUCCUGA
This is a messenger RNA of Notechis scutatus (mainland tiger snake), 2637 nucleotides long. It is a transcript of the gene CHSY3, whose product is annotated as chondroitin sulfate synthase 3. The record is from RefSeq and is a predicted model, not a curated record. NCBI's taxonomy places the organism in Eukaryota, Metazoa, Chordata, Lepidosauria, Squamata, Elapidae. Gene Ontology annotation, cellular component: Golgi cisterna membrane. Gene Ontology annotation, molecular function: glucuronosyl-N-acetylgalactosaminyl-proteoglycan 4-beta-N-acetylgalactosaminyltransferase activity.